CUCAAGUUUUUUUCACCAUUUUCUCUCUCUAGAUCUAAAUUUACACAUACCCAUUUUCCCCCUUUUACCUAAAAAUCCCAUUCUAGAUUCUUGAUUUCACAUUUUUCUUUUUUACAAUUUAAUAAUAAAGUUACAAUCUUUUUGGGUUUUCUUGAUUUUUUUUUGGCAGAUGGGGUAUUGAAAGGAAGCAUCACAUUGUUAGUUUACCUUUUUACCCCCCAAAACAACAAGAAGAAGAGGAGAAUUAUGAGUGCUUCCAGGUUUAUUAAGUGUGUUACAGUGGGUGAUGGUGCUGUUGGCAAGACUUGUUUAUUGAUUUCUUACACAAGCAAUACUUUCCCUACGGAUUAUGUUCCCACCGUGUUUGACAAUUUCAGCGCAAAUGUGGUUGUCAAUGGAGCCACUGUCAACCUAGGGUUGUGGGAUACUUCUGACUUCAUUGACUACAAUAGGUUAAGACCUCUGAGUUACCGUGGGGCCGAUGUUUUCAUUUUGGCAUUCUCUCUCAUUAGUAAAGCCAGCUAUGAGAAUGUCUCCAAGAAAUGGAUUCCUGAGUUGAAGCACUAUGCUCCUGGUGUCCCAAUAGUUCUUGUUGGAACAAAACUUGAUCUUCGGGAUGACAAGCAAUUCUUCGUAGACCAUCCUGGUGCUGUGCCAAUUACUACUGCUCAAGGUGAGGAGCUAAGGAAAGCAAUCGGUGCACCAUCUUACGUUGAAUGUAGUUCAAAAACACAGCAAAAUGUGAAAGCAGUCUUUGAUGCUGCCAUUAAGGUCGUCCUCCAGCCUCCCAAGACGAAGAAAAAGAAGGGGAAAUCUCAAAAGGCCUGCUCGAUAUUAUGAUCAACUGUAGUAGGACCAACCAACGAUAUGGCUCGUCACAAUUCCCGGUGUAACAUCCCCCGGGUAAUAUCCCUUUGUCUUCUUUCGUCUCGGAGGAAAGUAGGAGGUCUUCGUUUGUCUUUAUUCGGAACUACUAACGAUCUCUCAAAAGUGUCAGGUGGCUUGGUUUUUCUGUAUAAUUGUUCACCUUGUAGGCCACUCUAGUGUGCCCUUUGUUUUGAUUUGGUUUUAUGUAUUAACAACUGAAUGAUCCCAGUUAGGAAAAACAAAUUCUUUUUGGAA
Messenger RNA from Capsicum annuum, 1122 nucleotides. RefSeq names its product rac-like GTP-binding protein RHO1. NCBI's taxonomy places the organism in Eukaryota, Viridiplantae, Streptophyta, Magnoliopsida, Solanales, Solanaceae. The transcript has 7 exons. Gene Ontology annotation, biological process: establishment or maintenance of cell polarity; regulation of cell shape; small GTPase-mediated signal transduction. Gene Ontology annotation, molecular function: GTPase activity; GTP binding; protein kinase binding. The record is from RefSeq and is a predicted model, not a curated record. Gene Ontology annotation, cellular component: cell cortex; nucleus; cytoplasmic vesicle. Bases 247 to 840 code for a protein of 197 amino acids.